Lineus longissimus is the source of this 1561-nucleotide messenger RNA. Its product is annotated as protein rolling stone-like. Bases 182 to 1012 code for a protein of 276 amino acids. Gene Ontology annotation, cellular component: membrane. The transcript is spliced from 4 exons. Lineage: Eukaryota; Metazoa; Nemertea; Pilidiophora; Heteronemertea; Lineidae. The record is from RefSeq and is a predicted model, not a curated record.
CAGGACAAGGACUAAUUUUUAAUCAACUCCACGUACUUCCGAUAGAAAUGGCACUUGUGAUAAGCUGAAGUUACUGGUGAGAUGAAUUUAUUAGACUCAUUCAGAUUUGGCUUGUGCUUACACCAUCAGAUGUUUUAUUUCAAUCCGACUGAUUGUACAGAACUCACAGGCGUGUACAAUAAUGGGUGGAUCGUGCAGCCAAGGAUGCAAGCGGGAGUUUGGUUGUUCCAGCCGUAACUGGGGAUGUUCUCACGAUGAUCCAGUCCUGUUUGGAACAUCACAAUGGAAAUGUGGCCCUCCCGUCCUCUUCCUCCUCCUCCACCGUUUACCCUGGGCCCUACUCUGGCUGUCCUACUUGGUCUAUGACAUCACAACCAGAGUCUUCGAUCCGAUGUACUUCACGUUCAUGACCAAAUGGCAGCUCAUCAUUCUCGUCCUGAACGCAUUGGUGGGGCUGCUUGUGACAUGCAUCAUUCAAACAGGUCACAUGAGAACGAAAUGGAACCCUCUUCUCGGCUUCUACUCUGUUCUAUGGAACAUCUCCACGGCGUUUGCGCCCGCGAUCACCCUCAUAUACUGGGCCAUGAUAUAUGAUCCCGCCACGUCGAAUGCCGACUUCAUCACCAUCGUCACGCACGUGGUGAACACCGCCUACACCCUCCUCGACGUGAUGGUAGUCGCCAUCCCGCUCAGAGCCUACCACUUCUACCACUCUGCUGUCGUCGCUGGAAUCUACGUCAUCUUUGCCGCAGUCUACAACAUGACCACCGGUCGUCUGAUCUAUCCCCUGUUCAACUUCCGGGAGAAACCGGCCUCUGCUGCCGCGUUCGGGAUCGGAGGAAUCGCCAUUGGGACAGCGAUGUGGUUUGUGAUGUUCGGACUUUACCAUCUCAGGGUUCUCUUGGCAGCGAAAUGUAUAAGAGGGAGAAAUAAAUUGGGUGACGGACAAAAGGAAGCUGAACGUACUGAUCCUGAGUUUGAUAAGACGGAAACUGAGACAACAGAAUACUGACGUCCAAGAUGUCUUCAGCGUAAGUCAUUCCGUCGAACUUAAUGAAUACGUUGCAUACGAGAUCCGUCCGAAGUUGCACUGCGAGUAUCACAAGUUGUUAUCGACAUAACUGAACUUGGAUAAAGUCCAGUGUCCAUACUGAUCGCACCUUUUCUGGUGAUCCAGUCAUUACGAAAAUUUCGCAAAUCCCCUGAAACGCCAACGUAAACGCCUAUCCCAUUGUUCGACCUCCCGAUAACUAUGUCGAACAAUGCAAUUGGCGUUUCGGGGGGUUUGCGAAAACUCCUUAAUGUUCUCAUCAAAUUCCCGUGAAGCCCCUGCCUUGCCCUGCAUUGCGACUUUCCGAGAACGACAUCAUAACCUCUCUAUUAAAGGGAGAUUGUCGGGAAUAUGACGGAUGUAUCAUCCGCAAAUGGAGCGACCAACGGACAAUGCGCUCUUUCCAAGACCGGUGUUGUAGUUUGCAAUGUCCCCAAAAUAGAAUGUCCGGGGAACAAAGGAUUAUAUAAUGCACAUUUAGUCAUCGUGGUUAUAUAACUCGAAUACCUU